Molecule: messenger RNA, 5172 nt
Organism: Lytechinus pictus (painted urchin)
Lineage: Eukaryota; Metazoa; Echinodermata; Echinoidea; Temnopleuroida; Toxopneustidae
Exons: 1
Coding region: 1365-4715 (1116 amino acids)
Biological process (GO): cell surface receptor signaling pathway; G protein-coupled receptor signaling pathway
Cellular component (GO): membrane
Molecular function (GO): G protein-coupled receptor activity
Source: RefSeq, a predicted model, not a curated record
AUACAAAAGAAUUGCUUUUAUUAGGAAAUGUGUGAUGUUGUUUCAAAGAGACGUCUGAAACUGUAGAUGACCUUAAAAUGAUCUCAUGCUCCAUGUUUGAAGCUAACCCCCUAUCUAUGUUUAUGUGCUAUUGUACUGCAUGUCCGCUUUUAUGGCUUUGUUGUAAUUCUGAAAUUUUCCCAGUUGACUAAUAUCUUGUUAACAAUCACUCAUAUUUCACAAGCAGACUUCUUGAGGGCUUAUUAAAAUGAAUAUUGUAUGGAAGGAUGAGUGGUCAUCUCAUACAAAAUUGAGAGCAUGCUGCAAAGAGAACUUUGAUCUGUCGAUUACGUCGCAAUGUCAUAAAGAUGUGCAUUGAGGAACAAUAAAGUGCGUGGAAGUCAUUUUAUAUAUUAUCUACCACAUCUUUAUGUCAUAACGUUAGUGACAUGUUGCCAAUGAAUAGCGUGUUCAUACCAGGUACUGUUAUAUCAAGCAGAAAUAGCGAAAGCUCAUUAUUCCUUGAAGCGAGACCAAGCACAAUAUCGUGCGAAUAUCAUCAUUUUUUAAUUAGUUCGAUUGUUAUAUCUACAUGUUCAAACUCAAUAUUGGGAAAGUUGUAUGAAAAAAUUACGUUUGAUUUAUUUGGGUAAUUCCCAUUUUUUUUACGAGGUUUGUUGUCAUAUUCAUUACCAGCUAUUAUCAUUACUAAAUGAUUACAUUACGAUACAUGAUUUUAACAUUCUUGUUACUUUUUUUUUCAUAUUUACUACAAUCAUUAUCAUUAUCAUUAUUAUCAUUAUCAUUAUUAUCAUUAUUAUUAAUAUUGUAAUUGUUAGGAGUAUAAUAAUGGGAGUAUAGCACUCUGUAUUUUAGAUUUUACAUCAUUAUGAUUAUGUGCAUGCGGCGUGUCUUUUCAUGCUUUUGGAAGUUGUUUACUUACUUUAUAUUUCAUUGGCUUAAUCAUUAAAAUUUAUUCAGUAUUGAGCCCCCUAUAUUUGUUAUUAUAUGACUUCAUCUGUUCCAGAGGUCAGACAUUUGGAGGUUGACCAUGUUAUUGGAAAACAUUCUUGGUUAUCCUAAAGGAAUUCAUCCUUGAUAUUUCCACAUCAUUAAAUCAGCUUUAAGAACGAAAAUCCUUCAAAAUUUACAAGAGGUAGAGUAAAUGAAGAGAUAAGAUAACAAACAGGUGUGUUGAUUCACAGGUCUUCGUACUUAUCAUAAUCAAAUAAAUGUUUUGGUUAGAUAUUAUGGGAUGCCCUAAAAUAAUUUGAUCAUUAUAUCUCAUAUGGUCUGUGAAGACAGCUUCCAUUUAGAUACAUCCGCUCUUUCUAAGGAUGUAGUGAUUCGUUACAGCUACAUGAAUUGAACAUCCUGAAUUGAAGAUGGCUUUACUCAAACGAACCUUCACUCUCUUGAUCAUACUAUGGGUACAAAACACUUGUCAGGGUGAAGACACUUCAACAACACGUUUUGGGGUUUUUAAUACGACCCCUAUCACCGAAUAUGAAACGAAGACAGGGCAAAGUCAAUUAGAGGACCAUGGGACUCACUCGGCUUUGCAACUAACUACCACAUUUCCAGAGAACGAUGACAUCGAUCCUGACGUAGAUUUUCAGAAAGAAUCUCCUGGUCAGGUUUCUAAGAGACAUAAGUGUGGAUUCAUAGAUUCGUGUUUUGGAAGAUGUGGAUCAGGGCCUUCCGACUUUGAUUCUAUAUACACUUACUUGGUGAGCACCAAGAAGAUAUCAUCAAUCCGUACCGGUUACCUAUGCUUCUGCGAUUCUCGUUGUCCUCUGUAUGGUGAUUGCUGCAGUGACUACGAUGUCCAGUGCCUAUGUGACGAUAACGAACUAAAUGGAAAACUAACAGAUGGUAUGAAAGAGACGGACGUACCCAGUGGAGCUGUAGGAGUAGUUGGUGCUUCCCCUCACUUGUCCAUGGAAUAUAGUUUAAAGGACCUCAACGAUCAAGAUGAUGACCAAUCUGAUGAUAUGUACUUAACGAAACACAUACUAGAAUGUACCCAUUUGGAUGAAGUCGAGUUUGGAUCUGUCCUGGUGGAAACGAAGUGUCAUGCAGACUGGAAAGACAAAAACAUCGAAACUCAUUGUACAAACAUCGAUCAUCGAGAUGAUAUUGCUAAGCUUUUCGUUCAAGGGACUGACGGCAUAACAUAUCGAAAUAUUUUCUGCGCAAAAUGCAACUUCGUGAGCAUUUUUCAUUUCUGGAUCCAGGAUGCGUACUGCCAUGGAGAAUUACCAAAUUCUGUUUAUGAUAAGCCAGAGAUAUUGUCAAGCUACCUAAGGAAGUACUGUAUAACGAGAUUCCGUGUGCCAUUCGGACAAGAAUUCCGACCAUGCUUGAGAAUGAUAGACCAUUGCCCCACAAAUAUAUCACAAAAGUCAAGGUGGUUAGAACAGAAUUGUGUGUCUGGGCACCUGUCCUUGGUUGCUACUGAUAUCUCCUCUUCCAAGGUGUGGGGUUCUACAUUAUAUCGCAAUGCUUUUUGCGCGGAAUGCAACGGAGUUGAAGAAAGUUUGAUCAAAUGCCCGACGAAAGACACACUUCAGGACCAUUUUCUCCGUAAUUCCACUGGCCGCGAUGGACCGAAACAAUCAAACGGCGACAGAGAGAUUACUAAUAGAAUUGUCACAAAUUACAACAUGGCAGCUAUAGAUCAGAGCAGCACUGUGGUGUAUGAAGAAAAUGGACUGGUUGUUCGAAUAAUAGAUACAUGUGAGGAAGGACAGGUUUUUGAUCCUUACUUAGGGAAGUGCCGACAACUCUACUGCGCUGACGGGUAUACCCUUGUGAAACAGGAUUGCGUACCAGUCACAGCAACUGAUGAGCUGGACGAUGAUGACAUUGUGAUAAUUGUGGAAGCGAUCACUGCUGCGAUCAACGAAUCGAUUGGUCUCAACGAGGAGCUAGUGAUUACUGUGCAACUUUCCUUACAAUUGGAUAAUAACCAUAAGAAAAAUAAAGACGGGGCGGUAGAUGUGCAAGUGCCUUCUAUCGAUAAAGGGGAGCUACCAUUUAACCAAGCGAUAUUCAAUAACAGUUCAUGGGAUAUUUAUAUAAGCCCAGUAUAUGCCAACGGUUCCGUUACCGAUCAGCAGCCUGAUGAUGUCGCCUACGAAGUAAUUGUUACAAUGGUAGUCGCGAACCCAGAGGAUGUGACUAAAAACAACGCCAAAUUAUUGGCAGAGAUUCUCGGUAAACUAUCAGAGCUAAAUAAUGCGAAUGAAAUGAUUGUUUAUGUAAAUGAUGUAUGCGUAAAGACCCCUCCAGAUGGAAGCUUCGCGUUCAUUGAAAUACUCAAUGGAAAUCUUACUGAUCUAAACUAUCUGAUUAACUAUUGUAAACAUGGGAACCUCACUAUUGUACAAUCUUCGGAGUUUACUAUCCAUGGUCAGGAGACCUCCUGCCCGAUUGUCUUCGUGAAUAGCACGUCGCGUCUUUACGACUGUUACGAGAACUAUAUUUUCGGAUAUGACAGUACUAUCUCUACUGACGAACAGACAUUCGGUGCUUUAGUAUGUGAUAUGCAGUCACGAAUUAAUCCAAAAUGUGAGCGAAUCCUAUUAAAUGAGACAGAGUAUGAAAUAUUGCCAAAUGGAAGCAUGGUAUCUGGAAGUGGAAUUGUAUAUGAUCCCCCAGAUUAUUAUUACACGCCACAAGGAGUGCUGGUCUGCACCGAGUACACCAAUGUCAUUUCAGAAACCGUGGUUGUAUUUUUCGAUUUUUCUCGUGCUCAAACUAUCCUGGCAUAUACCGGACUAGCAAUAUCUUCGUUAUGCCUUUUGAUUACUCUGUUGACCUAUGUGAUGUUUUCGGAGCUGCGAACACUACCUGGGCUAAACAUCAUGGCGCUCAUCGUUUCCUCCAUAGGCGGGAAUAUUACAUUCAUCAUAAAUCUUAACCUGGUCCCAGGAUCGUUGGAAUGCCAAGUAACUGCGGUAAUAAUGCACUACUUCUUCUUGACGCGUAUAUUCUGGACCAACGCCAUUGUCUUCCAUGCUUUCCAGACAUUCGGACCGAAGAUGUGUGGAUGUGCCAAUCGGUCGCUUGAUGUUCUUCACAAAAGUAGGGAUAAAUCACGCCUUCGCCAACACAUACCCUACGCACUCUACGCCUGGUGUGUACCUUCUGCGUUCACGGCAGUCGGAAGUGCAUGCCAUUUCGGCGCUUGUGGACCACUACCUGUCUAUUACGGAACUUAUUUUUCUUGUUGGAUUGCCGAUCCUUACUCCUUCUUAUAUCUCUUUGUCUUGCCAUUAGCCAUACUCUUAACAAUUAAUGUUAUUAUGUUUUCACCAAUUGUGUAUAAUUUGCACAAGGCGAGGUCAAGGAAUCGACAUUCGUUGAAAAAGGAAAGCGUAGUUCAGGAACCCACUAAAAAGCCUGCCGAAAUAGCCAUUUACGCCAAACUUUCCACCACAACUGGCUUUUCCUGGAUGUUCGGAAUCCUAGCUUCGUUCACCGACCAAGACUUCUUUUGGCACCUCUUUAUCAUAUUUAUGAGCCUCGAAGGACUUUUCAUUUUUUUAUCAUUCUUUUGUACAAAGAGAAUUAAGAAUAUGUAUGUGAAGCGAUUCGGUAAGAAGUGCAAUGAAAUAGAUCUAGCGAGAAAGCGCUGUGGGCCGACGAGGAGUGCCUAUGCUAUUUCACAACAGGUUGAAAGGCGAAAUUCAAAUGAAUCUAAAGAAACAUUUACGACACUAAAUGUUUGAAAAUCACUUAAUUUAUUUUUUUAUGUAAACGAUUUUGUAGCGAAAGAAAUUGUAAUAGGAAAAAGUUAGGACGAAUGCUGAGUAUUCAUACAUGACACAAUAUAUACAAGAAAAUUAGAGUAAAAUAACUGUACAUGUAUAAUUAUGUUUGAAGGCACAAAGUAGUGUCGCCAACCCUUCCCUCAAUCUUUGUCGCUUUUUUUUAGGGAGGGGGUGGGUUAAGAUCAUCUUUGCAGCACAGCUAUCAUUUAAAGAUGCAUGUAUAAUAAACAUAUAUCGGUGUAUCACAAUGUACACUCAUUGAUUAUGUUCAUUACUUUUGCCAAUCUAGAAAUGGCCAUGGCAUGAAAAACCUAUACUUUGUUUAGGUUUCAUAAUCUUAAUAUGUACGAUAUAUCAUGCAUAUACGAUAUAUACGAUGGCCGUACUUUAUUUUAAAUAUAUAAAUAUAUUCAUC